AUGAAACGCGAAGGCGAAAAUGGCGAGGGAAAAAGCAAAGACCUCAAGGACAAAAGAAGGAAAAAAACAGAGGAAGAGAUAGAAAGAAUCAGAGCCCAUAGGAUAGCUGAAAGAAGGCUAUAUAUGCAAAGGACCAAGAAAAACCAGCCAGUAACAAGUAACAGGAUCAGUCUGCUGCUGAAGCAAAUAGAGAAAUUGCCAAAGGAAUAG
Molecule: messenger RNA, 210 nt
Organism: Encephalitozoon cuniculi GB-M1
Lineage: Eukaryota; Fungi; Microsporidia; Unikaryonidae
Exons: 1
Coding region: 1-210 (69 amino acids)
Source: RefSeq, marked provisional